UCCCCAAAUCACAGCACCAGUCACCACCACCGUUCCUCACAUUCCACAUCCGCUCGCUCGCUCGCAGCUCGAGAUCGUCAGCCAUGUCCGGGCGCGGCAAGGGAGGCAAGGGGCUCGGCAAGGGCGGCGCCAAGCGCCACAGGAAGGUGCUGCGCGACAACAUCCAGGGCAUCACCAAGCCGGCGAUCCGGCGUCUGGCGCGCCGUGGCGGCGUGAAGCGCAUCUCGGGGCUCAUCUACGAGGAGACCCGCGGCGUGCUCAAGAUCUUCCUCGAGAACGUCAUCCGCGACGCCGUCACCUACACCGAGCACGCCCGCCGCAAGACCGUCACCGCCAUGGACGUCGUCUACGCACUCAAGCGCCAGGGCCGCACCCUCUACGGAUUCGGCGGCUAGGCCAUCAGCUAGCUUUGUUUGGCACACAGUGGUAGUAGUGUUCGUGGCCGGUCCUGGGUUGUAAUCGCCGCAUCUCGCUGCUCUUUGCCCUGGCCUUGGUUUCGUUUGUCGUCUGGAUGUGCUACGAUGGAAUGGAAAUUGAAGCUGUUUGUUUACCCUUGAA
This is a messenger RNA of Hordeum vulgare subsp. vulgare (domesticated barley), 558 nucleotides long. RefSeq names its product histone H4. The transcript has a single exon. The coding region runs from base 84 to 395 and encodes 103 amino acids. Gene Ontology annotation, biological process: nucleosome assembly. Gene Ontology annotation, cellular component: nucleosome. The record is from RefSeq and is a predicted model, not a curated record. Gene Ontology annotation, molecular function: protein heterodimerization activity; structural constituent of chromatin; DNA binding. Lineage: Eukaryota; Viridiplantae; Streptophyta; Magnoliopsida; Poales; Poaceae.